Messenger RNA from Papaver somniferum (opium poppy), 916 nucleotides. Its product is annotated as dirigent protein 2-like. The transcript has a single exon. Lineage: Eukaryota; Viridiplantae; Streptophyta; Magnoliopsida; Ranunculales; Papaveraceae. Bases 198 to 782 code for a protein of 194 amino acids. The record is from RefSeq and is a predicted model, not a curated record.
UGUGGAGAUGUGAUGUGCUAUAGACCCUUCAUUUUCCUACCGAUCUGCAUUCGUUCAAGAUUACCAAAAUGUGCGUGCACCCUAUCACAGUUCUUCUUCGAAGUUCUAGGCUUCUAUAUAUAUAUAUAUGUUGGUAGGAUAGAAUGAGCUGCAAACAGUUCCAGUGAGAAACAAAGAUAAAUCACAUCACAUUCAUCAUGGGUGCUACACUCCAACUGCAAUAUUUUUCAUCAAUUCUUGUUGUUUCAAUGAUCUUCUCAUUCAUGACUCUUUCAAAAGCUCAUAAGAAUGUAAAAUGGGGUGAUCAAAGUACUGUUCCACACAAAAUGGGUAAGGAGAAGAUGACAAAGUUACAUUUUUACUUUCACGAUGUUAUCACCGGCAAGAAUCCGGUGGCAGUUCAGAUAGCUCAAGCACGGGGAACAAAAUCCUCUGCGACACAGUUUGGAGCCAUGUUUAUGAUAGAUGAUCCAUUAACUGAAGGUCCUCACCCUAGAUCUAAACUUGUGGGUCGAGCUCAAGGUUUUUAUGGACAUUCCGGGAAGGAUGAAUUAUCUCUGACCAUGAGUAUGAGUCUUGUUUUUACUGGUAAUAAGAAGUUUAACGGAUCUACUAUCAGUGUUUUAAGUCGGAAUCCCAUUGAACAUACGAAACGAGAACUUGCGAUCGUUGGAGGAACCGGAUACUUUCAGUUUGCACGUGGGUAUAUAAGCGGCAAGACAUAUCGGGUUAGCGGACCAGAUGCCAUUGUUGAGUAUACUUGUAAUAUUCUUCAUUAUUAAUUUAAGUUUUUCAUGAUUAUAGUUGGAGAUUUAAGUCUUUCGUGAUUCCUUAGGCAUUGGUCAUUAGGUAACAUUUUAUGGAUUUUUUUAAGAUGGUGUAAUAUGAAUUACUAGAUUGUGCAAUGCAAAUGUUA